CAAGUCUAAAAAGUCCAUUGGCUGCUGCAAUCUCCUUCAAUCUCUUUAUCUUCAAGGCCGAACACUGACACCGAGAAAGGGUGACGGAGAAAGAGGUGAGAAAUAACGGUCAAGAAUGGCUGCUACAUUUUCAGGAGUAGGGAUUGGAUUAGGGUUAUCAUGUUCUUCUUCUAAUGGGAAGCUCUCGCAAAGAAGAUCUCCUUCAUGGAGUCCAUCUCGUUCCAGUGUGAAAAUGACAGUCUCUGUAGAAGAGAAGAAGAAGUUCACUCUCAAAAAAUCCGAGGAAGCUUUCAGUAUCGCUAAGGAGCUGAUGCCAGGAGGAGUGAAUUCACCUGUACGGGCUUUUAAAUCUGUCGGCGGACAACCAAUAGUGAUGGAUUCUGUGAAGGGCUCUCGGAUGUGGGAUAUUGAUGGCAAUGAGUACAUUGACUAUGUUGGUUCUUGGGGGCCAGCUAUAAUUGGUCAUGCAGAUGAUCAGGUGCUUGCAGCUUUGGCUGAAACAAUGAAGAAAGGGACGAGCUUUGGUGCCCCCUGUCUUCUAGAGAAUGUGCUAGCGGAGAUGGUCAUCAAAGCAGUUCCAUCUAUAGAAAUGGUACGAUUUGUCAAUUCAGGCACGGAGGCUUGCAUGGGUGUGCUUCGCCUGGCCCGUGCUUACACUAGACGAGAGAAGCUUAUCAAGUUUGAGGGCUGUUACCAUGGCCAUGCUGAUCCUUUCCUCGUCAAGGCAGGAAGUGGUGUUGCAACACUAGGGUUGCCAGACUCCCCUGGUGUCCCGAAGGCAGCAACCUAUGAAACUUUAACAGCCCCUUUCAAUGACUUGGCUGCAGUGGAAAAACUUUUUGAGACAAACAAGGGAGAGAUUGCAGCAAUAAUCCUUGAACCUGUUGUAGGAAAUUCAGGUUUUGUUCCACCUAAACCAGAAUUCCUCAAUGCUAUCCGCAAGGUUACCAAAGAAAAUGAUGCCCUUCUAAUCUUUGAUGAAGUUAUGACUGGAUUCCGUUUGUCAUAUGGAGGCGCUCAGGAGUACUUUGGCAUUACUCCUGAUCUAACAACACUUGGGAAGAUUAUUGGUGGUGGCUUGCCAGUAGGUGCUUAUGGUGGAAGGAGGGAGAUUAUGGAGAUGGUUGCACCUGCAGGACCAAUGUAUCAAGCUGGGACCUUGAGUGGGAAUCCAUUGGCAAUGACUGCAGGGAUACAAACACUAAAGCGGUUACAGGAGCCAGGAAGUUAUGAAUACUUGGAUAAGAUCACAGGUGAACUUGUACAAGGCAUCUUGGAAGCUGGCAAGGAGGCCGGGCAUGCUAUUUGUGGCGAAAAUAUAAGAGGGAUGUUUGGCUUUUUCUUCACAGAAGGACCUGUUCACAACUUUGCUGAUGCAAAGAAAAGCGACACAGCUAAAUUUGCUAGGUUUUUUCAAGGAAUGCUGGAGGAAGGUGUAUAUUUUGCUCCUUCGCAAUUUGAGGCUGGGUUUACAAGCUUGGCGCAUACUGCUGCAGAUGUUCAACAUACAAUAUCAGCAGCGGAGAAGGUUUUCCGGCAAAUUUAGUGCAUAGGCCUUUGUACCAAUGGCAAUACAUGUAUCCUUUAUUUUCUUUUUUCAUUUGAUUGUGAUCCCAGUUUUCCAUUGUAUGGUUGUCCUUUUUGCAUAUGAUCACCCUUUGCGCACCUAACAGUUUCUUUUGAUCAGUUCCAUCUAGUGAAGAGUUUGUAUUUAUUUUCCCCUGAUUAUGAGAAUCUUUCAAUGUUGGUAGCUUACGUAGCAUUCAAA
Molecule: messenger RNA, 1768 nt
Organism: Jatropha curcas
Lineage: Eukaryota; Viridiplantae; Streptophyta; Magnoliopsida; Malpighiales; Euphorbiaceae
Product: glutamate-1-semialdehyde 2,1-aminomutase, chloroplastic
Biological process (GO): tetrapyrrole biosynthetic process
Cellular component (GO): chloroplast
Molecular function (GO): glutamate-1-semialdehyde 2,1-aminomutase activity; pyridoxal phosphate binding; transaminase activity
Source: RefSeq, a predicted model, not a curated record